UAAUGCUCAUUGUUACGAUUGUAUCCCAUUUAUAAAAUAAGCAUGUAAACACAAGUACAUUUGAAACGACUUUCCUUUGGCACUGUCACUAACCCUAAUCCCAACUCUAUUUAUUAAGCGUUUAUAAUGUUCUUUAUACGUGACUGUGCCAAUUUGCCAAAGGAAAGUCCUACAGUACAGUUCAAUAUUAUACAGUGGUGUGAUUUUGGAAAGAAUUACUUAUUUUUCCCCUGACAAAUUUUGUAAAUAUUUGUUAGGGUUUGAUUUGAGUUUGUUAUUUAUAAAUAUUAGUGCAGAGCGCACAUUAAGUCAAUACUUUUGUUAAUGUCACAAUGUGCAGGGCAAGAUGCUUCCCUCUAUUUAGCAAAUUUAAAAUGGUGGUAAAAAGUUUUAUGUUCUUGUUGGAAGAUUUAUUGGUUUAUUUUGUUAACAAUGAUGCAAGUAGGGUCUACUUCAAUUGGGAUUUUCAUGUUAAAAAUACAGGACAUCAAGACAAGUAACACAUCCAAAUACAAAUUUCGACAACUAUCCAGAGAUGUAUCUGGGGAGGGUUUUGACAUCCCAGAAGGAAAUCAUGCCCUUUUUGCAUAUUAUAAUAUUCACAAGAUAAACCUACAUAUUGGAGGUGUAACUUUCUCAUUGGCUAACUUGAACCAGACAUACACUGAGUCAACGUUUGAAUGUGAUUAUUUCCAUCAGAUCACCUUCAUGUUUGUUAAGCGUGAUUAUCAGGGAAAAGGUUAUGGAACACAACUGAUAAAUGGAGUAAUUGAGAAGAUGACCGCACAUGCAUCACAUCGCCCAGUUCGAGUUCAAAGUGCAGUUAAGGCGGUGGGCUUCUUUGAGAAAAUGGGAUUUGUAAAGAUAGGUGAACCAAUGGAUACAUUGGCCUGUGGACCUCAUCUCUUUCGGACUAUUGUAAAUAUGGAGAAGCAGCUAUCAGUGCUACCUAAAUGAAGUCCAAUAUUAAAAUCUAAUACUUAUUUCAGUAUUGUGUUGGAAAGAAUAAGUAUUGUUAA
Molecule: messenger RNA, 1019 nt
Organism: Gigantopelta aegis
Lineage: Eukaryota; Metazoa; Mollusca; Gastropoda; Neomphalida; Peltospiridae
Exons: 2
Coding region: 433-957 (174 amino acids)
Molecular function (GO): acyltransferase activity, transferring groups other than amino-acyl groups
Source: RefSeq, a predicted model, not a curated record